AUGGAUGAAAUGUCUGUAAAACUACACAGGAAACAGUUUACACUGAGUGACACACACACAAACACACAAUCUACAAGAAUACGAGACUCAUGUUACCAAGGGAAAGCAAUUUGUAUGUACACUGUAUUUAACUCAAAAUAUGCAGCAUGGGUUUCCAUUCAGUGUCAUUGCACAGUAGUUUACUUCCCACAUUCUGUUAUCCUGCAAGAUAAGGGCCAUCUCAUGCACAAUGAGUUGUGUUCAAUCCAGUAUCAAUACUCAAUCAGCAGUGAAGAAGACUCCUUCAUUCACCACAACGCAGAUAUCAAGUACAUGUUCAUGUUUGGGUGGUCACAGAGUGCGUGCAACACCACUCUCCACUGA
Messenger RNA from Trypanosoma theileri, 363 nucleotides. RefSeq lists its product as uncharacterized. The record is from RefSeq and is a predicted model, not a curated record. The coding region runs from base 1 to 363 and encodes 120 amino acids. The transcript has a single exon. NCBI's taxonomy places the organism in Eukaryota, Euglenozoa, Kinetoplastea, Trypanosomatida, Trypanosomatidae.